This is a messenger RNA of Drosophila grimshawi, 1247 nucleotides long. RefSeq names its product juvenile hormone acid O-methyltransferase (gene jhamt). The coding region runs from base 10 to 924 and encodes 304 amino acids. The record is from RefSeq and is a predicted model, not a curated record. The transcript has 2 exons. Lineage: Eukaryota; Metazoa; Arthropoda; Insecta; Diptera; Drosophilidae.
GUGGGUGAAAUGAAUCAGGCGUCGCUCUACGAACGCGCCAACCAGGUGCAGCGUCACGAUGCCAAGAUUAUACUGGAGGAAUACGCCACGAUACUUCAGUGGCGCUCCGAUGGACAGGACAGUUUGUUGGACGUUGGCUCCGGGCCGGGCAAUGUGCUGAUGGAUUUUGUGCAUCCGCUGCUGCCAAAGGGCUAUCAGCAGCUGGUCGGCACAGAUGUCUCCAAUAAGAUGGUGGGCUAUGCCAACAAGUGCUACGAGAGCUAUGCGAGAACCCAGUUCCAAGUGCUGGACAUUGGCUGCGAUCGCCUACCCGAUCAUCUCAAGGGUCGCUUCGAUCACGUCACUUCAUUCUACUGCCUGCAUUGGGUGCAGAAUCUCCGGGCUGCAUUGGGCAACAUUUACAGCCUGCUGCGAAAUGAGGGUGGCGAUUGCUUGCUUGUCUUCCUGGCCAGCAAUCCGGUCUUUGAGGUGUACAAGGUGCUGCAUGCCAACAAGAAGUGGGCCCACUACAUGCAGGACGUAGAUCAGUUCAUUUCACCCCUCCAUUAUAGCACUAAUCCCGUCGAGCAAUUCACCCAACUGCUCAGCGAAGCGGGCUUUAUUCAUCACAAUGUUGAGCUGCGCAGCGAAGUAUUCGUUUACGAAGGAGUCAACACAUUGAAAGACAAUGUUAAGGCCAUUUGCCCGUUUCUGGAGCGCAUUCCAAGCAAGCAGCACGAAGAGUUUCUGGAUGAUUUUGUUGAUGUGGUUAUCGCCAUGAACCUUCAACAGGAUCUAGUUCAAGAUCACAAUAACGAUCGGUUGCAGCAACGCUUCAUAUCGCCCUACAAACUAAUCGUGGCCUAUGCCAGAAAAUCUCCAGACUUUCUGCGCAAUAUGCUCAGCGAGAUGGGCAUAAAGAAGAGUUCAAAGGGUCUGGAAUGAAAGAAAAUGGACUCCCUUAGAAAUUAGUUCCUAGUAGGUGUAUUGGCAUAAAAAAACCGCUAAAGAAGCUAAAUUAGACACAUCUAAACAGUGAGAAGUUAAAGGUAUGUGAACCCCUUAUUAACCGUAUAUCUUGAGAAUUAUUUAUACUAUGAAUAAUUGAAAUAACAAAGCCUUAAAUAAAGCAUAAUUUAGUAAAAGAAAUAUUGCUUAUUUAUAAAAUCUAACAGACAAAAUUCUCAUUAUUAAACCCAAGUGAUUUAAAGCUGAUAAUAUAUUAAGUUAGUAUAUAAGAUAUCUAGUAAAUGCAGAGCAGAUCUGUA